Molecule: messenger RNA, 672 nt
Organism: Ornithodoros turicata
Lineage: Eukaryota; Metazoa; Arthropoda; Arachnida; Ixodida; Argasidae
Gene: Pfdn5
Product: prefoldin subunit 5-like
Exons: 5
Coding region: 16-600 (194 amino acids)
Biological process (GO): RNA polymerase I assembly; protein folding; RNA polymerase III assembly
Cellular component (GO): cytoplasm; prefoldin complex
Source: RefSeq, a predicted model, not a curated record
CACGAAUAUCUAUAAAUGGGCACACGAACACGAAGAAAUACGUCACCUUCGAUUUCAUAUUUUAAACCGGUGUUUUUCGUAGUUCUUUUUGUUCGGCCAUACGCCUGCGCCCCACCAUUUAGGCGACACCCACACACCGAAGAUUGGCGACUAAUCUUUGUAGUCACGUUAAUCUGUUACAGCUAUUUAACCAGUUCACUGCAGGAAUUGGAUCUUUUCAGCACUUCUCUCCAGGGACUCAAACUAGCAAUGGCCAAGUUCUCAGAGUCUGCGGAGUGUCUUGAAAAACUGCUGCCUUCAUCGGAAGGGAAAGAAAUCUUGGUUCCUCUCACAAGUUCUAUGUAUGUUCCAGGUAGACUAGUCGACAUCAACAAACUUGCCUUAGAUAUUGGAACGGGAUAUUACGUCGAGAAGGACAUUACUGGCUCUAAGGACUACUUCAAGAGAAGAAUAAAGUACCUCACUGAAAAAAUCGAUCAAAUUCACAAAGUUGCUCAGGAGAAGGUUUCACUUAGAGAUGCUAUAAUUGGAGCUCUUGAAGAGAAACUGCAAGCAAAUUAUAGUGCUCAACUUCAAAAAGGCAGUGGCUCAAAAGGCUAAUGUUUUGGGACGUUGUAAGUUUUUAUGAUUCUGGUAAUGCAGGUGAACCAAUAAAGUGAGGAAGAAAAAGAU